Molecule: messenger RNA, 10039 nt
Organism: Loxodonta africana (African savanna elephant)
Lineage: Eukaryota; Metazoa; Chordata; Mammalia; Proboscidea; Elephantidae
Gene: DOCK8
Product: dedicator of cytokinesis 8
Exons: 47
Coding region: 1714-7812 (2032 amino acids)
Biological process (GO): small GTPase-mediated signal transduction; positive regulation of T cell migration; positive regulation of GTPase activity
Cellular component (GO): cell leading edge
Molecular function (GO): guanyl-nucleotide exchange factor activity
Source: RefSeq, a predicted model, not a curated record
GUCUUCCAAGGCCACCUUACACUAUCCAGUGGCCACCCCAUGGCUCCACGCCUGAUUACUGACCUCAGGCAGUUUCCCUCUCUCCUUCCGCAACCUGGACUUAGAGUGGAAAUUGGACCUCCGGGGCUGUGGUUCUGAAGCUUCUGGACCUAGUGGGUUGCCGAAAACAAAACAAAACAAACCAGUUGGUGUCGAGUUGAUUCCAGCUCUUGGUGACCCAUGUGUUUCAGAGUAGAACUGUGCCCUGUAGGGUUUCCAAUGGCUGAUUUUUUGGAAGUAGAUCACCAAGCCUUUCUUCCGAGGCACCCUCUGGGUGAACUUGAGCCUCCAACCUUUUCGUUAGUAGCUGAGCACUUAACCGUUUGGGCCACCCAGGGACUUCUAGUGGGUUCACAGGCUUCAUAAUCACCCAAAUUAUGGCUCAUAUUUUUUUGGGGGGAGAGACUAGCUUGGAAUCUUGCCACUCUUUAUAGCAUACUUUUAUUGGAAGAACAUAUUUCAAAGUCCCAAAAGCCAAGUUACAACCUGUCAUUGUUUUUUUUUAUUUUUAUUGUACUUUAGAUGAAGGUUUACAGAACAAACUAGUUUCUCAUUAAACAGUAUACACAUUGUUCUAUGACAUUGGUUAAUGACCCCAUAACAUGUCAACACUCUCCAAACCCUCAUUUUUUUAAAUAGUUUUUUAAGGUAAAAUUUACAUAUAAUAUAAUUCACUCAUUUUUCACAGCUUGAUGAAUUUUGGAAUUUAUAGUCAUUUACCACAGUCAGGACAUAAAACAGCUCCUUUGCCCUAAAAAAACCCCGUGCCCCUUUGCAGUGAUCUCCUAUCCCAAGCCCUGGCCCCCGGCAGUCACUGGUCACUAUAAUUUUGCCUUUUCUGGAACGUCAUAUAACCAAAAUCUGGAAUCAUGCAGUAUGCAUAAACCUUCAGUUUUGAAACACAUUCUCUUUUUUUAAGUUGAAAAUUGCCUUGUUGUUGUUAGCUGCCACAUGGAGUCAACUAUGACACGACAAAAUGCUGCCUGGUCCAGGACCAUCUUCACAAUUGCCGGCAUGUUCAAGCCCAUCACUGCAGCUAUUGUGACAAUCCACCUCACCGAGGCACUCUCUUGCCCUCACUGGCCCUCUACUUACCAAACAUGAUGUCCUCCUGCAGUAACUGAUCCUUUCUGAUGAUGCGUCCAAAGCGAGAGAGUCAGACAGUGUUCUGUUGUGAUCCUUAAGGAUUUCAUUGGCUCAUUUUCAGAAGCAGAUCACCAGGCCUUUCUUCCUAGUCUGUCUUAGUCUGGAAGCUCUGCUGAAACCUGUCCACCAUGGGUCAACCUGCUGGUAUUUGAAAUACUGGUAGCAUAGCUUCAAGUAUCACAGCAACAGGCAAGCCACCACAGAAUGAUAAACUGACAGAUGGGUGGUGAUAAGAUUGCCUGCAUUUUUAUAUUAACACCAAUCGUUGAAUUAGGUUGCUUACAUGUGUUAUAUUAUUUGCGGACUAAACGCCAGACAUGUGCCAAGUGGGGGUAAAUCUGACUUAACUGAGAUGGUUUGUAAAACCAGAAGUGAGCACUGGCUUCCUGUGCGAGAGCGCUACAACCACCUCGGUGUUCACUUCCUCACGCUCGGCACUGCAGCUCUUUCUUGCUCUAGCAGUUAUCUUGAGGAGGCUAGCCUCAGUUUUACGACCCAGUAGAGCCCGUGGACUUUGAAGGACUUCUGAUGACCCACCUGAACAGCCUGGAUCUGGAGCUGACCCAGGAGCUGGGGGACUUCACCGAUGACGACCUAGAUGUGGUGUUCACGCCGAAGGAAUGCAGGACCCUGCAGCCCUCUUUGCCGGAGGAAGGGGUUGAACUGGAUCCUCAUGUCAGAGACUGUGUUCAGACCUAUACUCGGGAAUGGCUAAUUGUGAACCGGAAGAAUCAAGGGAGCUCGGAGACCUGCGGUUUUAAGAAGACUGGAUCCCGAAAAGAUUUUCACAAGACGCUGCAGAAGCAGACAUUUGAGUCAGAGACCUUGGAGUACGCUGUACCCAGUGCUCAGACAGGCCCCCGGAGCUUGCGUGUGCUGUGUGACGUGUCCGGGAAAGGUCCUAUCACUGCCUGUGACUUCGACCUCCGCAGCCUGCAGCCUGACCAGCGGCUCGGACACCUCCUGCAACAUGUCAGCGCCGAAGACUUUGAGCGGCAGAAUGAGGAGGCCCGGAAGACCAACCGGCAGGCCGAGCUGUUCGCCCUCUACCCGUCGGUGGACGAGGAGGAUGCUGUGGAAAUACGUCCGGUACCAGAAUGUCCUAAGGAACAUCUGGGCAACAGAAUCCUGGUCAAGUUGCUGACCCUGAAGUUUGAGAUUGAAAUUGAGCCUCUGUUUGCCAGCAUUGCCCUCUAUGACGUUAAAGAAAGAAAAAAGAUCUCAGAAACUUUCCACUGCGACCUGAACUCGGACCAGUUCAAAGGCUUUCUGCGCACCCACACCCCCUCCGUGGCGGCGUCGAGCCAGGCGAGAUCUGCGGUGUUCUCUGUCACCUACCCCUCCACCGACAUCUACCUGGUCAUCAAGAUAGAAAAAGUCCUUCAGCAAGGAGAGAUCGGAGACUGUGCAGAACCCUACAUGGUUAUCAAAGAAAGCGAUGGUGGAAAGAGUAAAGACAAGAUUGAAAAACUGAAACUUCAAGCAGAGUCCUUCUGCCAGCGUUUAGGGAAGUACCGGAUGCCCUUUGCCUGGGUUCCCAUAAGCCUGAGCAGCUUCUUCAAUGUCUACACCCUCGAAAGGGAGGUAACUGAUGCGGAGACCAUGGUUGGGAGAAGCUCUGUGGGGGAGCGGAGGACUCUGUCCCAAUCCAGAAGGCUUUCUGAGCGAGCCCUGUCCUUGGAGGAAAAUGGGGUUGGACACAACUUCAAAGCCACUCCCAUGAACGUUAACAGCUUUUUUAAGCAGGAGGGAGACCGCCUGAGUGACGAAGACUUGUUCAAGUUCCUAGCUGACUACAAAAGGUCUUCAUCCUUACAGAGGAGGGUCAAGUCCAUUCCAGGCUCACUUAAACUGGAAAUUUCCCCAGCUCCAGAGACUCUCAAUUGCUGUCUGACUCCUGAAAUAUUGCCAGUGAGACCAUUUUCUGAAAACCGGUCACGUCCACUCAAAGAGAUUUUGGAAUUUCCAACCCGGGAAGUAUACGUCCCUCACACUGUGUACAGAAACCUUCUCUACGUUUACCCACAGAGGCUGAACUUUGCUAGCAAGCUGGCAUCUGCCCGGAACAUUACAAUAAAGAUCCAGUUUAUGUGCGGAGAGGAUGCUAGCAACGCUCUGCCGGUCAUCUUUGGAAAGUCCAGUGGGCCUGAAUUUCUGCAGGAAGCGUACACAGCUGUCACUUACCAUAAUAAGUCUCCUGACUUUUAUGAAGAAGUGAAAAUCAAGCUCCCUGCCAAGCUUACAGCAAACCACCACCUCUUGUUCACCUUCUAUCACAUCAGCUGCCAGCAGAAGCAGGGCGCCUCCGUGGAGAGCCUCCUGGGAUACUCAUGGCUGCCAAUGCUCUUAAAUGAACGUCUGCAGAUGGGAUCCUUCUGUCUCCCCGUCGCCUUGGAGAAGCUGCCGCCCAACUACUCCAUGCAUUCUGCAGAGAAAAUCCCUUUACAGAAUCCUCCCGUCAAGUGGGCUGAAGGACAUAAGGGAGUAUUUAAUAUUGAAGUGCAAGCUGUUUCUUCCGUUCACACCCAGGACAACCACCUGGAGAAGUUCUUCACCCUCUGCCACUCCCUGGAGAGCCAGGUGACCUUCCCGCUGCGCGUGCUGGACCAGAAGAUCAGCGAGGGCGCACUGGAGCACGAGCUGAAGCUUAGCAUCAUCUGCCUCAACUCCUCCCGCCUGGAGCCGCUGGUGCUCUUCCUGCACCUGGUGCUUGACAAGCUCUUCCAGCUGUCGGUGCAGCCCAUGGUCAUCGCAGGCCAGACAGCCAACUUCUCCCAGUUUGCCUUCGAGUCCGUGGUAGCCAUUGUCAACAGUCUCCACAACAGCAAGGACCUGAGCAAGGACCAGCACGGGCGGAACUGCUUGCUCGCCUCCUACGUCCACUACGUCUUCCGCCUCCCAGAGCUGCACAGGGAUGUGCCCAAGUCAGGCGGCCUCACUCCUGUCCCUGAUCCUCGUUACCACACUUACGGACGCACUUCUGCCGCCGUUGUGAGUUCGAAGCUGCUACAGGCCCGGGUGAUGAGUAGCAGCAACCCGGACCUCGCGGGGGCACACUCUGCAGCGGACGAGGAAGUAAAGAGCAUCAUGUCGGCAAAGAUUGCUGAUCGCAACUGCAACCGGGUGUCAUACUACAGCUCUGGCAACAACGAUGUCCCGAAUUCGACCUCCGCCCCGAGGCCAGCCAACAAAAAGCAUUUCCAUGAGGAGCUGGCUCUGCAGAUGGUGGUCAGCACUGGGAUGGUGAGGGAAAACGUCUUCAAGUACGCCUGGUUCUUCUUUGAGCUUCUGGUGAAAAGCAUGGCCCAGUAUGUACACAACACAGACAAACGGGACAGUUUUCGGAGGACCCGCUUUUCCGACCGCUUCAAAGAUGACAUAACAACUAUUGUCAACGUGGUCACCUCGGAGAUUGCGGCGCUCUUAGUAAAACCCCAGAAGGAAAAUGACCAGGCGGAAAAGAUCAACAUCAGCCUGGCUUUCUUCUUGUACGACCUCCUCUCCCUCAUGGACCGGGGCUUCGUGUUCAACCUCGUCAGGCAUUACUGCAAUCAGCUGUCGGCCAAGCUCAAUAACCUUCCGACGCUCAUUUCCAUGCGGCUGGAAUUCCUGCGAGUCCUCUGCAGCCACGAGCAUUACCUCAACCUGAACCUCUUCUUCAUGAGCGCUGACACUGCACCAGCAUCGCCCUGCCCCUCUAUAUCUUCCCAGAACUCCAGCUCCGGCUCCAGUCUCCAGGACCAGAAGAUCGCUGGCAUGUUCGACCUGACUCCCGAGUACCGCCAGCAGCACUUCCUCACCGGCCUUCUCUUUACUGAACUGGCUGCUGCUCUGGAUGCCGAAGGGGAAGGAAUCAGCAAAGUGCAAAGGAAGGCUGUCAGCGCCAUCCACAGCCUGCUGAGCAGUCACGACCUGGACCCGCGGUGUGUCAAACCGGACGUGAAGGUCAAAAUUGCUUCCCUCUAUCUGCCCUUGGUCGGCAUCAUUUUGGAUGCUCUGCCACAGUUCUAUGACUUUACAGUUGCAGAUGCCCGUAGUGGAAAAAGUCGAUCCAACGGCUCAGAUGAAGAACAGGAAGGAGGAAGUCCAAUUAACCAGAAUGUAGCCCUGGCCAUCGCUGGGAAUAAUUUUAAUCUGAAGGCCAGCGGAAUUAGCCUGUCUUCUUUGCCCUACAAGCAGUGCAGCGUGCUGAGUGCCGACACCACCCGCAACCUCAUGAUCUGCUUCCUCUGGGUCAUGAAGAACGCUGACCAGAGCCUCAUCCGGAAGUGGAUUGCCGACCUGCCCUCCAUGCAGCUUAACAGGAUUCUAGACCUGCUCUUCAUCUGCGUCUCCUGUUUUGAGUACAAGGGAAAGCAGAGCUCGGAUAAGGUCAGCACCCAGGUCCUGCAGAAGUCCAGGGACGUCAAGGCCCGGCUGGAGGAGGCACUGCUGCGUGGGGAAGGGGCCCGAGGAGAGAUGAUGCGGCGCCGGACUCCAGGGAAUGACCGAUUUCCAGGCCUCAGUGAGAACCUGAGAUGGCGGAAAGAGCAGACACAUUGGCGGCAAGCUAAUGAGAAGCUAGAUAAGACAAAGGCAGAGCUGGAUCAAGAGGCCUUGAUCAGUGGCAACCUGGCUACCGAGGCGAAUUUAAUCAUCCUGGACAUGCAGGAAAAUAUCAUCCAGGCCACCUCGGCUCUGGACUGUAAGGACAACCUGCUGGGAGGUGUCCUGAGGGUCCUGGUGAAUUCUCUAAGCUGUGAUCAGAGCACCACGUACCUGACGCACUGCUUCGCCACGCUCCGGGCUCUCAUUGCUAAGUUCGGAGACCUGCUGUUCGAGGAGGAGGGGGAGCAGUGUGCGGACCUGUGCCAGCGUGUGCUGCAUCACUGCAGCAGCAGCAUGGACGUCACCCGGAGCCAAGCCUGCGCCACCCUCUACCUGCUCAUGCGGUUCAGCUUCGGAGCCGUCAGUAACUUUGCAAGAGUAAAGAUGCAGGUAACCAUGUCCCUGGCAUCUUUGGUGGGCAAAGCACAAGACUUUAAUGAGGAGCACCUGAGAAGAUCCUUGAGGACGAUUUUGGCCUAUGCAGAAGAGGACACGGCCAUGCAGACCACUCUUUUCCCCACGCAGGUGGAGGAACUUCUGUACAACCUGAAUAGCAUCUUAUAUGACACUGUGAAAAUGAGGGAAUUUCAGGAAGACCCUGAGAUGCUUAUGGAUCUCAUGUACAGAAUCGCCAAGAGCUACCAGACGUCUCCUGACCUGCGGCUGACCUGGCUCCAGAACAUGGCAGAAAAGCACACCAAGAGGAAGUGCUACACGGAGGCGGCCAUGUGCCUGGUGCACGCGGCCGCACUGGUGGCCGAGUACCUGAGCAUGCUGGAGGACCACAGCUACCUACCCGUGGGCAGUGUCAGCUUUCAGAACAUCUCAUCCAAUGUGCUGGAGGAGUCUGCAGUAUCUGACGACACCCUGUCUCCCGACGAAGACGGCGUGUGCUCAGGCCGGUACUUCACCGAGAGCGGCCUGGUAGGCCUCCUGGAGCAGGCCGCUGAGCUCUUCAGCACGGGGGGCUUGUACGAGACGGUUAAUGAAGUGUACAAGCUGGUCAUCCCCAUCUUGGAAGCGCAUCGAGACUUCCGGAAGCUGACCGCCACUCACAGCAAGCUGCAGAAGGCUUUUGACAGCAUCAUAAACAAGGGACAUAAGAGAAUGUUUGGAACCUACUUCCGAGUUGGUUUCUAUGGAUCCAAAUUUGGGGAUUUGAAUGGCCAGGAAUUUGUGUACAAGGAGCCUGCAAUUACCAAGCUUCCUGAAAUCUCCCACAGGCUAGAGGGGUUCUAUGGGCAGUGUUUUGGUGCAGGAUUUGUGGAAGUGAUCAAAGACUCGACACCUGUGGACAAAGCUAAAUUGGAUCCUAACAAGGCCUACAUCCAGAUCACCUUUGUGGAGCCCUACUUUGAUGAGUAUGAGAUGAAAGACAGGGUGACCUACUUCGAGAAGAGCUUCAACCUGCGGAGGUUCAUGUACACGACGCCCUUCACCCUGGAGGGGCGCCCCCGGGGGGAUCUGCAGGAGCAGUACCAGCGCAACACUGUCCUGACCACCAUGCACGCCUUCCCCUACAUCAAGACCCGCAUCAGAGUUAUCCAGAAGGAGGAGUUUGUGCUGACACCAAUUGAAGUCGCCAUUGAAGAUAUGAAGAAGAAGACCCUGCAGUUAGCUGUUGCCGUUAACCAGGAGCCCCCUGACGCAAAGAUGCUUCAGAUGGUGCUACAAGGCUCAGUGGGAACAACUGUAAACCAGGGACCCCUGGAAGUGGCCCAAGUGUUCCUGGCCGAGAUCCCAGCUGACCCCAAACUCUAUCGACACCACAACAAGCUAAGGCUAUGCUUUAAGGAGUUCAUCAUGCGAUGUGGUGAGGCCGUGGAGAAAAACAAGCGCCUCAUCACUGCCGACCAGAGGGAGUAUCAGCAGGAACUCAAAAAGAACUACAGCAAGCUGAGAGAGAACCUCAGGCCCAUGAUGGAGCGGAAAAUUCCAGAGCUCUACAAGCCGAUAUUCCGAGUGGAGAGUCAAAAGAGAGACUCCUUCCACAGAUCCAGUUUCAGGAAAUGUGAGACCCAGUUGUCACAGGACAGCUAAGAAAAGCCAUCUUCACCCUUGGAGGCGCUGGGGCCCUGGAGAGAUAGGACAUUUCCACCCAGGACAGCCCGCAAGCUCCCUAAAACCAAGUCUGAGAGCUUUGGGGUCUAUGGGACCACGGGAAUUAGACCCAAUGGACUUUGACCCGAAGUGGGCCAUACUGGAUUGAGGGUGCCUGUGUAUUUAUUAAAACAUGUUUUCACAAGGUUGUACCACAUGGGGCCUAAGUGGCUUAUCCUGCUAAGUGGUCACUCACCAUCUGCAUGGCAAGAUGACUUCCUCUGGCUUGGAUUGGGACUUACAAGAUAAAUUGCCUAGGCAAAAAUUGGAAAAUUGGCCCACCAACUUAUUCCAAAUGAACUCACUCAUCCCCUCUUUCAGGGAAGGAAGAAGGAGCUUGAGGGAGGGGCAACAUUUUCCAUACACUUGUGAGAGGACAAGAGGGCUACACUAGAAAUCUAAAACUCCUGAUGGCUACAAGUUUAGGGGUACAUUCGUUACCUGCAGGGUUCUUACCCUUUUGGUAAUGGUGGACUCGUUGCAUGGUUAUUUUUGCUUUAUUGUUAAGUUAAAUGCAUGUGUGUUUAUAGAGCAACACACCAGAAACAUUGACUUCGGAGACACAUGGUACUCUGAGCCCUCAGCCAAAGCUUGUGGAUGUUGCAAUCACUUAAAUUGAAUCAGUUCCCAGUGCUUUGCGUUUUUUCUUUUCACGCGCUCGCUCUCACUCACUCUCCCUUUUUUCCGCCCACUCUGGGACCAGGUUUGUUCUAUGAAAGGAUAAUAUCUCUGCUUUCUUUUCAGAACACUGUGCCGAGUGUCUGCCUAUGUACAAAAUGAUAUCCAGCUUUGCAUUCUUUUUGGACAACAUAUUUCAGAAAACAGAUGAACGAAGUUAUUAUUUGAGAAUUAAAUUAUAUAUUUUUAAUAUGACUAUCUUGACUUAUACUAACAAUGUAAUAAGAAUUACAAACAAAACGUUUCCCCUUUUGACUGAUUUUUUUUUUUUUUUAGAACUCGUAACUUUUUUUUUUAAAAUCACUUCAGAGAGGAAAGAGGCAUAAUCAUGGCCUUGGUCAAAGAGUGUUUUCUAGACUGCUCCUCUUGUUCAGUAAUUAGUCUUUGUGGCCACGAGGGAGAAUGUAGUUUGGACAUUACAGAGCUUUUUUUUUGUUUGUUUGUUUAUGGCAUCAGGUAUGCAUGAAUUUAUAUUCUUGAAAGAGGGCAUUUUUUAAAAAGUAACCAAAGCUUACUAGUUUCAGUGCCUUUUUUUAGUCAUUGGGGGAAGAACUCUUUCUAAAAUACAUUAUACAUUUAACUGAUUAAAUGAGCAGACAGAGCAAAAUUUUAUUCCACGUGUAUUUUCAUAUGUAUUAAGCACCUUCUGUGUGGGAUAUACUGUCUGAGACAUGUGGUCAUAAAACAUUGUUGCUGCCCGCCAGUGCCUCUCAGUUCAUAUGUGUGUGUCCGUAACACAAGACAGAGCAGAGCAGAGCCCAUAGAAAGGAACCUUUUCUGAGUGACUCAGGGAUGCCUGUCAUUGUCAACACCUAACUAUAUUCUGCCUGAAAACAGAAGGGGCUCUGAGUUAUGUAGAAGUCCCUGGGUGGUACAAAUGGUUAAGUGCUCGGCUGCUAACUGAAGAGUUGGUGUUUUGAGCCCACCAGAGGUGCCUUGGAAGAAAGGCCUGGCUAUCCCUUCUAAAAAACCAACCAUUGAAAACCCUAUGGAGCACAGUUCUACUCUGACCCACAUGGGGUUGCCAUGGGUUGGAAUUGACUGGGUGGCAACUGGGGUGGUUUGGUUUUUAAGCUGUGUAAGUCUGGCUAUAAACCCUCAUGACCAAAAAAAAUGAUCUAAAAUGUUCCUGAUUAAAUGUCCCCUAUGUUUAGAUCCCUGGUGGUACUUUUUUGUUUUUGUGUUAUUUUUUUGUUUUCUCUCUUAUACCACGGUGGGUGCCGCUUGCUGCUUAAGUGAAGAACCGUGUUCAUUGUCAUGUUCCUGUCCCUUAGCCCAGUGCUCAACACACAGAAAAUCCAUUGCUGUCAAGUCAAUUCUGGCUCAUAGCAACCCUAUAGGACAGAGUAGAACUGACCCAUAGGGUUUCCAAGGAGCGGCUGGUGGAUUCAAACUGCAGACCUUUUGGUUAGCAGCCGUAGCCCUUAACCACUGCACCGUCGGGGCUCCCAGCACACAGAAGACAAUAAAUAUCUGCUGCAUGAGCAAA